AUGAUUAUCAAACAACGAUAUUUCAAACUUCGUGAUAGUAUACCCGGACUUGAACCUCAACUAUUCAUUGGAAAUCUUUGGCAAACAGCUGUCAUAGCUGGCGAAUCUCUCUAUAAUGUAUGGUUAAAAAUGCAUCGAAUAUAUGGUGAUAUCUAUCAAUAUUGGAUUGGUUUUAAUCAUUUUUAUGUAUUCAAUAAAUUGGAACAUGCUAUACAUAUACUCUAUGAAUGUGGUAGUAAAUAUGAACGAACAGAAACAGCUUUACUUAUGUUUCGUUCAUUUCAACCAAACGGACUCGAAGCAAUCAAAGGUGUUGCACACAAACAAUUAGUUCGUCUAUUGGGUCCAUUAUUUCGUAAGACGAAUAUGCCUUCGUAUACGAAUGAGGCUAUAGAAUGUAUCGAUGGAAUGAUAACUUCAUGGUGUCGAAGUAUCGAUAAAAUUCCACGAACAGAUCUUGUCGAUCAAUUCUCUUUACUUUCAUUCGAUCUUGUUGCUAAACAAUUGUUUGCUGGUUAUGAUCUACAAGUAUGGUCGGAUCAAUCGAAUCAUGAUGCUCAUCAAUUACUUACAUCAAUGUCCGAUAUUGCUCGACAUGUUCAAAUUAUUGCUCGAUAUUGUUUACCUGAACCAUUGGCCAAUGUCUUUGUUAAGACAAGUCCAAGUUUUCGACGUGCUGUUCGUACAGUAAAUAGAAUAGCUGACAAGAUUGUUGAUCAUCUAUUUGAACAACAAGAAAAUCAACAACAGGAUCAGUUCAUGGACGAAGAUGAUACUGGUAUCGAAGUCAGAACAAAAAGUUUGAAAGAUUUGUCUCCAUCGAGUAAACAAUCAGGUACACUAUUGGCGCCGUGGCGUAAACAAGUCUCUGAUUGGAUCUUGUCUUUUCUUGGUGGUUCAUUUGAUACAACUAGUGUUUAUGCAUGGUUUGUUUACUAUAUGAGUAAAUAUCCAGAAGUGCAAGCAUCGAUUAAACGUGAAUUAGCCGAACAUGGAAUUGAUCGACGGGCAACAUUACCUAUCACUUCGGAGAUAAUCGCGUCUCUUGACUAUGUUGAGUGUGUUCUCAAAGAAGUGUUACGUCAUGCACCCAUUAUUGAACAUGUUCAACGACAAGUAAUUUGUGAAGAUGAACUCGAUGGUGUUUCAUUACAUGUCGGCGAUCAAGUACUUAUUCCAUUGGCAAGUAUUCAUCGAAGUCCAAAACUAUGGCAUCAUCCAGCGGGUCCAGAUGCUUUUGUACCCGAACGAUUUCUCACCGAUGAUAAACAUCAUCAUCCACAAGCAUUGGUUAUAUUUGGUGGUGGUCAUCGUCGUUGUAUUGGUCAACACUUAGCUCGAUUCCAUUUGAAACUGUUCAUUGUACGUACCAUGCAAAUGCUCACCUUUCAUGAUGCACCCGGCAACGAGGGAACUUGUUUAACGAAUAUUACCGGUGUACCAUCAUCACUCAUCGUUCGUAUCACUUUCGACAAUGAUGCUCAGUGA
This is a messenger RNA of Rotaria sp. Silwood2, 1488 nucleotides long. Lineage: Eukaryota; Metazoa; Rotifera; Eurotatoria; Philodinida; Philodinidae. The record is from the annotation of a GenBank genome assembly.